AUGCCUCUUCGGUUUGACCGAUUCCGGCACUUUCCGGAAAGCGGGAAAACCGCCACUUUGGUAAACUCCCUUUUCAGAACUGUUGUAUGUAUUUGAAUUGUUCAGUUUCUAAGCGCUCUUCUCGGGUUUCUCCUCUCUUUCGCCGAUCUCCACUAUAAAAAUGGUAUUCUUUAUUGGCUCCGCAACAUUUCAAAUCAUUCACUGAUCUAUUUACGAGUAGCGAAACUUCUGUGGGAACAGUAGUUAUGAAACGUUGCGGAGCCGAUUUCUUAGGCCAUUUCAGUAUUUUGUUAAUAUUUAUUUCUAGAGACCAAGUUCUUCUGGGCGAGUUUCUGGCUGUCAUUCCUGUUCGACGUCGUCACAAUUCUGAUUCUUCUCAAAGAUUGGGAUGAAAACGUCGACUGGCUUCGCAAGGCGCCGUUCUCUCUUUAUGUAAUCAUUCCCAUUACUGAAACCUGAAUCUUUACUCUUUUUCAGCAUUGCAUUGGUUCUCUGGCUGUCAGUUUCCUAAUGUUCGUCUGCGGAAUCUUGUUCUUGCUCAGUGAAUCUUAUUCUGGAGAUGGAGUACUUUACGUUGGAGCGGUUAGUUUUUCGAGUGUCAAUUCUUUAUCAAUCCGCACUUUUCAGUUCUUCUGCCUUCUCAUUUUCGCUAUCCGAAUGGCGUGUAUUCUGAAAAUGUUGCCACAGUUGAAAAUGGAAGUUGGCUUCCCAGGUACCCUCAUCCGGCCAUCCGCUCAUAAUCCAGCCGAUCACUUUCAGAGCGUCCGAGCAAUGCGGAUUACGAGAAUCACGGCACUUCGAUCGUCUAG
This is a messenger RNA of Caenorhabditis sp. 36 PRJEB53466, 809 nucleotides long. Lineage: Eukaryota; Metazoa; Nematoda; Chromadorea; Rhabditida; Rhabditidae. The record is from the annotation of a GenBank genome assembly.